AUGAGCGCGCUUCCCUCCGCCCUGAGACUGACCUGCUGCUGCUGCUGCUGCUGCUGGCUCCUGCUAGCCUGCCUCGUCGUCUUCCUGAUACCUGCACCCUGCACCAGCGACACGCCGCAGCAAAUAAUAAGCCCGGCUCAAAAGCAAUCGGUAGGUGAUGAUGACGCGGCGGUGUACGAGUCGAGCUACCUCGACGACGACGCCGAGGUCUACGAGGAAGAGCAGAUAGCCACCGACAAUGGCGACCUCGACGAAGACUGGUUCGCAAAUUUUACGGAAAAAGGACGGUACUUGGGCUCGCCUUGCGAUGUCGUAUCCUCGUGCAAUUCCGAGCUACAGCACGUGUUCUGUGAUUCAAUCACUGGCCUCUGCGAGUGCGAAAAGUUCUACCCCGUUCGUCUCGGGCCUACCAAGGGAUGUGCCAAACCCAAAAAGCUCGGAGAGCAGUGCUUUUAUCGUGCGACAUGCACCUUUGCGGAUCAACAUUCGACGUGCACGCAGGUUCAGCACAAUGCAGUAUGCGAUUGUGAGGAGGGAUAUCACAGGGUUGCUCUGUCUAGGCCUAACAAGAAGGUUUUCUGCGCGGAGGAUCUGGUGCUGAUAACUACGGACAUUCCUACCCUACUCUUCAUAGCAUCGGGGAUAGCCAUCUUUACGGCGAUGAUAUGCUUCGUACUCAAAUUAUUCAGCAGGGCGAGGUAUUCAAGGCCGCGGCAUUUCGCCAAUGCCAAUCAUGCGCCACCCAUGCUGUUUUCCAGUGAUACGGGCAUACCACUGGCAUUACACGGACGUCCGUCGUCGCGAUCGAGCCAGCGAAGCGACAGCGCCGGACCUCUUAGCUGCGCGUUCACCAGGAGGCCCAGCAGCGGCGGUAGCCGCGGACCCCUGGUACCGGCGUCCAAAGCAGGUGCGGCACGGGCCGCCGCUAUCUUGCUUAUAUCGUGUCACCUGCAGACUACCAACGACGGCAACAAGCAUCGACGUACCCUUAGUGACGUAGCCGAGGGAACGACUGACGGCCCUGGUUCCCGCCGUCCUAGCUUAGCGUCGAUUCAUAGUUCGACGUCCUCAUCCCGUAGCUACAGCGCACGUCGACUCGAGAAAGAGAGGAACGACAAGGAGCAACGCCAGGCGCUUCAGGAACUUCGGCUAGCUAAGCAACGAGAGCAUGUGCAGCAACAACAGCAACAGGUGGUACCGACGCCUAGUCCUAGGACUCCCCAUUCCACAGACGAAUUGCUGCCUUCGGUCGAAGAAGGGAAGGAAGUUUUUUACAACGACCAGGUACCGACGACAUCAGAUGACGUAUCAGACACCAUUGAAACGACGACUAUGACGAUGAUGACGACGACGGCGACUUUAACAACGGCGAUAACUACUUCCAACGUAAACACAACCCAAACGGACGAGAUCAGCGAGAUCGCGCCUAUGACAACGCCAGCAACCAUUUUCGGCACGAGAGUUGCACCACGGGCUUCCGAUGACAUUUUUCAAGUGUAGUCUUCGUCAAGUAUAACGAUGUCGCAUGACGAAGUCAAUGGACUCUCAAUUUAUUAACGACCUUUUUAUUGUAUUUGCAAGAAUCAACGGUAUCAAGAUGGAAACGCGUACGUAAAAGACGUGGAAACACUUGCGAUAAAAUAUAAAACUCUAUAUCAAUAGAGAUAAAUGCACAAAUACCGCGAAUAAGUUAAAUCUGUAUUUUGCCCACGUUAAAAAGUCAGCUUAUGACAAAUGACAUAAAAAUGCCAUUUACAAAAAUAUCUUUCUUAUAGCAAUUAUACAAAGAA
This is a messenger RNA of Cyphomyrmex costatus, 1790 nucleotides long. RefSeq lists its product as uncharacterized. The coding region runs from base 1 to 1500 and encodes 499 amino acids. Lineage: Eukaryota; Metazoa; Arthropoda; Insecta; Hymenoptera; Formicidae. The record is from RefSeq and is a predicted model, not a curated record. The transcript has 7 exons.